AUGGGAAACGCUUGCUCAGACUGCGGCUCGGCCAGCAAGGCCGACCUGAAGACGCCGAAUAUAAAAACAGUCACCAAGGUCCUCGAGGAUGGAUCAACCUACAAGGGUGAAACAAAAGGUACUUGUCAGUUGCUUCUUUUUACACGCAAAUGGUGGAGGUAGGCUACUCCUGGUUCACUCCUAUUUGACAAGCACAGGCUUAGAGAAAAGUAAGUUUCCUUAUUCGUGGGUACCUCCGCACAAGUCACAAGCUAGAGCACUCAUUGUAUAACAUCAAUCUAUCCUCACCUACAAACAACCACUCUCCUACUCAGAUGGCAUCGUAAGACACGGAAAGGGUGUCUACACCUACCCAGAUGGAAGGACGUCUUACGAGGGUGACUGGGUCGACGGCAAGGCCCAUGGUGUUGGAACAUUCAAGGAUGGAGAGUCAGAGUAAUUCAUUUUCAUUUUGUUUUGUGUCGGAAGAGCCUUCAAGGCUAUGGGUAGUCAGGGUAAAAAUUGAAAUUUUUGUUUUGCUUUUGGUUCAAAAGAUGCUUUGGUGAGUACAUAGACGAUGCGUGAGGUGCAGUGAUUGUCACCGAAGUAGUACCCUCUUGGUUGUCUGAAAUUAGUACCCUCCAUUAGAUCGCAAAAUUCCACAACAACCACAGGUACGUAGGUCAGUGGGAGGAUGAUUUCAAGCACGGCCAGGGUACAGAGACCUGGAUCAACGACGGCUCAAGCUAUGUGGGUCAGUACAAAUACGGAAAGAAGGAGGGCAAGGGAAAAUACACAUGGCACGAUGGGAGCUAUUAUGAAGGUACUGUGUUGUUGGUUGUUCACUUGGUGCUCGAUGUGCAGGAUUCACAACCUAACCCAACCUCACUUUCUAUUGGAGCACCAGCUCCUCGCAUCACUUUGGAAAGAUUUCUUGGUGCAUCAAUGUCGUAGAAAGAAGCUUUGAUAUUAUCCUCUCUCUCUUUCACUCAUCCAUGCUUUCACACUCACCAAUGCAUCUCUGUCGUCCAUCACGAAGUAAGGUCAUGCACCACCACCCAUCACCACCUACCUCUCAUCGCAACCAUUCAAGGUAACUUCGUCGCGGACAACAUUGAGGGUAAUGGUACCUAUUACUCGCACUCCUGCACAUUUACUGGCGCCUUCAAGGAUAAUGUGAAGCACGGCUAUGGGAGAUACGAGUGGGCAGAUGGAAAGGUCUAUGAGGGUUACUUUUUCAAGGACCGCAAGCAUGGAACUGGUACUAUUAUGUCCUCUGAUUAUAGAAAUUUAGGUAUGAAGAUUUUCUGGGGUAGUUGACCACGAUUUCUUUUGUUUGUGGCUUGAUGUAAUUCUAAUUCAAUCAUUAAAAGAUUGAAUGUUGAAAUGAAAGAGGACAGCUAUCCUAUCCUAUCUCAUCCUAUCCUCCGGCUAUCAAUCACCCCUAUCAAUCACCACCACCAACAUGUCACUUGCAAAAUUUUUGAUUUUAUCUCGUUUUAAUUCAAUUUUAAUCCAUGUGAGCACAAUUGCACGCAUAUUGAAUAGAAGAUGCGAAUUUUCAAAAUUUUUGAUUUUAUCUCGUUUUAAUUCAAUUUUAAUCCAUAUGAGCCCGGUUGCAUCCAGAUGAACCAAAUGGGAAACCACUUCUCACUUAGUAACGUAAAAGUGUCACAACUAGAUUAUUCUGGGAUUGUUAUUUUUGAUGAUUCGUUUAAAGCUAGAUCGUAUGGAAUGUUAGCUAUCUAGUUUGGUUUGAGACAUUGGUCAAGCCUAUCUAGCUCGAUGUAAGAUGGUACGAUCACAUUUCCUCUCUAGUUUGGUCUAUCCUAUCAGAUCCUAUCCUAUCCUAUCCUAUCCUAUCCUAUCCUAUCCUAUCCUAUCCUAUCCCAUCCUGUAUCCUAUCCUGUAUCCUGUCCUAUCCUGUAUCCUGUCCUAUCCUGUAUCCUGUCCUAUCCUAUCCUAUCCUAUCCUAUCUCAUUAUAUCCUACGGCUAUCAAUCACCCCAUCCAAUCGCAAAUCCAUUACCACCACCAACAUGUCACUUACAGGCACCAUGACCUGGCCGGAUGGCUAUGCUUACAUCGGACCCUGGGAAGAAGGUGUGCAGCACGGAAAGGGCGUUAUCAAAGAACCCGAUGGAACCGAGGAGAAGUGCGAGUUCGAACGCGGUACGCAGAUCGCCUAAGAGAGUCUUUGUCAUUAGGAUGAAGAUAGACUCGUAGUGUAAUGAAAAUGUAAGUAAAUGAAGAACGGGGCCUAGUCGUGCUUGUUGUAUGAGUUGUUUCAGUUUAUUGACGUCCAGUACCAACUUAGUAGAGACACACAAUAGCCUCACUUUGCUAGAUGUUGGAAUUCUCAACCAUCGAACAUGAAUUACAAUCAAAACAAACCAUAGAAUGCAGGAGCGUAAUUCAUCAAUACAAUAAGUUAGCCUAGCAGCGAAGACACCAAGAAAAAUAAGCCGAAACAUCAAUUGAGAGACACUUCGACAUAGAGUUAGAAUACAUCGCAACAUCAAAAACAGAGUAAGCACUAACGCAUAUUUUCAAAAAAGAUAUGUCUGCAACGGCGCUAAAAACACAUCGAAAUGGAUCGUGAAGAAGACCUCUCUCUCAGCGAGCAGUCAUGUACUCGCAUCACUAAAUUUUGAUUUUUGUAUAAAAAAUUGACGGGAGGUCGUUCUGUAUCAUGUUCAUUGUCACACAUUUAGUAGUUCUUAUCAACCAUUUAGAAUCUUAUCCUGUAUCGAAAAAGGCACACACAGAAACAGAUAUUCGAAAAUCGCUCCGAAUGCGGGCGUUACGACUCACAUUGACUUUUACAGCUUUGUACCUAGCAUACUUGUUCAACUUCUUCAUGAAUGGUCUAGCAACUUAAUGUCGUCGUCAACAGCCUACUCUUAGGAGGAGGAAUUUUGUGUUCACUCGAUUCGACAAAAGCGAGUUGGAU
Messenger RNA from Amoebophrya sp. A25, 2931 nucleotides. The record is from the annotation of a GenBank genome assembly. Lineage: Eukaryota; Dinophyceae; Syndiniales; Amoebophryaceae.